Abrus precatorius (Indian licorice) is the source of this 3983-nucleotide messenger RNA. RefSeq names its product phospholipid-transporting ATPase 1-like. Gene Ontology annotation, cellular component: plasma membrane. The transcript has 8 exons. Gene Ontology annotation, molecular function: ATP hydrolysis activity; magnesium ion binding; ATPase-coupled intramembrane lipid carrier activity. The record is from RefSeq and is a predicted model, not a curated record. Gene Ontology annotation, biological process: phospholipid translocation. NCBI's taxonomy places the organism in Eukaryota, Viridiplantae, Streptophyta, Magnoliopsida, Fabales, Fabaceae. The coding region runs from base 33 to 3551 and encodes 1172 amino acids.
GUGCCCCACGUUUGGGGGGGUCGUGGAGUGCCAUGGAACGUAAUACCCCCUUUGAAAUUUGUCAUCCUCAAAACAACAGGAUUCGUCCCAAAAGUGUGCAAUUUGAUUAUAACAUCCUCUCACAUGAGGACCAUGCCAGGCUCAUAUAUGUUAAUGACCCUAUCACCACCAAUGAAACCUAUGAGUUCACAGGAAACCAGAUUAAAACCAGCAAAUACACUCUUCUUACCUUCUUGCCCAAGAAUCUAUUCAUUCAGUUUCACCGGGUUGCUUAUCUCUAUUUCCUUGCUAUUGCUGCCCUCAAUCAGCUUCCUCCCCUUGCUGUUUUUGGCCGAACCGUGUCCCUUUUCCCCCUCUUGUUGGUGCUCUGCGUCACCGCCAUCAAGGAUGCAUACGAGGAUUGGCGCAGGCACAGGGCUGAUCGCAAUGAAAACAAUCGAGAGUGUCUGGUUCUUCAAUCUGCUCGGUUCUGCUCCAAGAGAUGGAAAAAUAUGCAGGCUGGCGACGUCGUUAAAAUCUUUGCUGAUGAUAUGAUUCCUGCUGACAUGGUCUUGUUGGGGACAAGUGAUCAAAGUGGGAUUGCCUAUAUUCAGACGAUGAAUUUGGAUGGAGAAUCCAAUUUGAAGACAAGGUAUGCUAAGCAGGAAACAGCUUCAGCCGUAUCGCCAGAAGCUUGUUCUGUCUCUGGAGUUAUUAGAUGUGAGCAACCUAAUCGAAAUAUUUAUGAGUUCACGGCCAACAUGGAGUUCAAUGGGCUUAAGUUUCCCCUUAACCAGUCAAACAUUGUGCUGCGUGGUUGCGUGCUGAAGAACACGGAUUGGAUAAUUGGUGUUGUGGUUUAUGCAGGAAAGGAAACAAAAGCAAUGAUGAACAGUGCAGCUUCCCCUUCCAAGAGAAGCAAACUGGAAAUUUACAUGAAUAGAGAAACCUUUUGGUUGUCAGUUUUCCUUUUCAUCAUGUGUGCAGUUGUGGCCAUUGGGAUGGGUCUCUGGCUGGUACGCCACAAGGAUCAGCUUGAUACCUUGCCUUACUACAGAAAAACCUACUCCAACAAUGGGCCAAACAAUGGAAAGAAGUACAGAUAUUAUGGCAUACCGAUGGAAACAUUAUUUUCCUUUUUGAGUUCUAUUAUAGUGUUUCAGAUAAUGAUCCCGAUAUCACUUUACAUCACAAUGGAAUUGGUUCGUUUGGGUCAGUCUUACUUUAUGAUAGAAGACAAGGACAUGUAUGAUGCUAACUCUGGAUCAAGGUUCCAAUGUAGAUCAUUGAAUAUCAACGAAGAUUUGGGUCAAAUACGCUAUGUGUUUUCAGACAAGACAGGAACACUAACAGAAAACAAGAUGGAGUUCCAGAGAGCCAGUGUGCAUGGAAAGAACUAUGGGAGUUCCUUGCUUAUGAGUGAUAACAAUACAGCAGCAGCCGUUAGUGGUAAACGAAGAUGGAAGCUCAAAUCUGAAAUUGCUGUUGAUUCUGAGCUAAUGGCAUUGUUGCAGAAAGACUCAAAUAGCGAUGAAAGAAUUGCUGCUCAUGAAUUUUUCCUUACAUUGGCUGCUUGUAAUACUGUGAUCCCCAUUGUUAGUAGCAGUAGGUCUUCUAGUUACGGAAAAGGAGAAUCAAAUGAAGAUAUAGAAGUUAUAGAUUACCAGGGAGAAUCUCCUGAUGAACAAGCUCUAGUUUCUGCAGCCUCUACAUAUGGAUAUACUCUAUUUGAGCGAACAUCUGGACAUAUUGUUAUUGACGUCAAUGGUGAGAAACUCAGGUUGGAGGUAUUGGGCCUGCAUGAGUUUGAUAGUGUGCGAAAGAGGAUGUCUGUUGUUAUCCGGUUUCCUGACAAUGUUGUAAAGGUGUUGGUUAAAGGCGCUGAUACUUCAAUGCUUAGCAUUUUAACAAAUGACAAUGCAAGCAAGGAUGGCCUACGGCAUGUAACCCAGAGUCAUUUGACUGAAUAUUCUUUGCAAGGUUUAAGAACUCUUGUAAUUGCCUCCAGGGAUCUGUCAAAUGCUGAGUUUGAGAAGUGGCAAAGCAUGUAUGAAGAUGCCAGCACUUCAUUGACUGAUCGAACUGCAAAACUACGUCGAACAGCCGCUCUAAUAGAAUGCAACCUAAAACUACUUGGAGUAACUGGAAUUGAGGACAAGCUGCAAGAGGGUGUACCAGAAGCCAUUGAGUCCCUGCGGCAAGCUGGAAUCAAGGUCUGGGUUCUCACUGGUGAUAAGCAAGAGACUGCAAUUUCAAUUGGUCUUUCCUGUAAACUUCUCGGUGCUGAAAUGCAACAGAUAAUUAUAAAUGGAACUUCAGAGGUUGAGUGCAGAAAUCUCUUGGCUGAUGCUAUAGAGAAAUAUGGUGUGAGAUCUUCAAGUAGAGGUCAUCAGAAUCUGAAGCACAAAACUGAUGCUAGACAUGGUGGCCCUGAUAUUCCCAAUGACACAAAGUCAUUGAGCAUGCCCAAGUGGAAUCCAGGAAACGAGGAAGGAACUAAUGCUCAGUUGGCACUCAUAAUUGAUGGAACCAGUUUGGUUUAUAUUUUGGAGAAGGAACUGGAGUCAGAGCUUUUCGACCUUGCAACUUCCUGUAGGGUUGUGCUAUGCUGCCGUGUUGCACCCUUGCAGAAAGCAGGAAUUGUUGAUAUGAUAAAAAGCCGCACAGAUGAUCUGACAUUAGCUAUAGGUGAUGGGGCAAAUGAUGUGUCAAUGAUCCAAAUGGCCGAUGUUGGUGUUGGAAUAUGUGGGAACGAAGGGCGCCAAGCAGUGAUGGCGUCAGAUUUUGCUAUGGGACAAUUUCAGUUCUUGAAAAGAUUACUUCUGGUUCACGGGCACUGGAAUUAUCAGCGUGUUGGUUAUUUAGUUCUGUACAACUUCUACCGCAAUGCUGUCUUUGUGUUGAUGCUAUUUUGGUAUAUAUUAUGCACUGCUUUUUCUACAACUUCGGCAUUGACAGAUUGGAGUAGUGUACUUUAUUCUGUGAUAUACACAUCUAUCCCUACUAUCUUUGUUGGUAUUUUGGACAAAGACUUGAGUCAGAGGACACUUUUGCAGUAUCCAAAAUUGUAUGGUGCAGGUCACCGGCAUGAGGCUUACAAUAUGCAGUUAUUUUGGAUCACAAUGAUUGACACACUAUGGCAGAGCCUUGUUCUCUUCUACAUUCCCCUAUUCACCUAUAAGGACAGCACAAUUGAUAUAUGGAGCAUGGGCAGUUUAUGGACAGUUUCAGUUGCUAUCGUUGUAAAUGUACACUUGGCUAUGGAUAUUUACAAUUGGGUAUUAAUUAAUCAUGUUGCCGUAUGGGGAUCAAUAGUCAUUACAUACGGUUGUGUGAUGGUAUUGGAUUCUAUACCUGUCUUUCCUAAUUACGGGACAAUUUAUCAUUUGGCAAAGUCCCCUACAUAUUGGAUUACAAUUUUGCUUAUAACAAUUCUGGCAUUGUUCCCUCGCUUUUUUUGCAAAGUUGUCUUUCAAAUAUUUUUGCCUUCGGAUAUCCAGAUUGCUAGAGAAGCUGAGAUAAUGAGUAAACAACAUGAUGAUUUGCAGUCAAGGCAACCAAUUUCUAAUUAACUUACUAUCUUCUAGAAACUACAGAAAUGUCAUUGCAAUCACAUAUGUUCAUGACAUUGCAUUCUUGUGGCAGUUGGCUGUAUAAGUGACCAGGUGAGUAGCAGCAGCCAAUUGCACCAGGGUGAAGCAGAUGCAUGCUUCAUGCAUAUUAACCAAGUAUGUCGUGAGGAAUCACAUGUAAAGUAAUGAAGCCAAGCCUAGUAAAUGCCUCGGGUAAUGGAGGUAAAAGGACAGGGAGGUUAGAAGGUUAUAGAGGUCUCUCAGCAAUUAGUUGUGGGCGAAAUUUGGUAAGUGGGGCAUUGGCGACAUGAUUAUGAUCCCCUGGUCUUGAGAAUUGCUUGUUGAGAGAAUGGAUACCAAGUAACCAAAUGUACAACAGUUCUGUAAAAAUCUGGCUUGUAUUACCCCCCUUUAAAAAGAAGAAAGAUAAUU